AGCGGUCGUAUUUUUUUAAACGAUUAGAAAAUAUAUUAAAACAAGAAUAUCCGGGAAGACUGAUAGUUGAAGUUAAAUCAACUGGGUAGUUGUUAUUUUUUUAAUGGACACGAUUUUCUAGCCGCGCCCUUUAACCCUCCAACAGGUUGCCUUCAGAUUGAACUAUGCAAAUUGAAAAUUAAUCAUUUGUUUCCUGCAGAGGUUCCUUGAAAUUUUAGAUUAUUUAAUUAUUCGUAAGAAUCCGAAGCAUAGACAAAUUUUGACAUUCUAGAAAUUCAUAGAGACAUUUUAAAAAAUUCAAUUAGAACUAAAUUCCAGGUAUAUUAAGGUGUUACAUAGUAAACGACCGAUUUUGAAAUAUACAUUUUCAACGAAACGUCUGCUCAAGUACUUCGAAGUACAUUAAAUAUCAACCGUACGAAUUGGAGGGUUCAGGUGAAUGAUAAAUUUGAUUGUUUGCAACGGAGUCGCUAGUAUCGAUGCUUCUUUUACGCCCACCGAUCUUCUAUUUCGUCAAUUACGAGAGUUGAUUCGAGCGAUCGAUACACGCACAAACAAGUCACGAGUUCGUUUACCGUAAAUCGCUGAGAAUUAUCAAGGAUUGCCAUCGGAACACCGUCACACUAUGCACGGAGUAAAUGAUAGCGCGCACUCGUUUGUAUACAUGUACACCAUAGCGCAUAGACGUUCAUCGUAUUGUAAUGACGAACCGUGAUUGGGUAUAUUUUUUAUCGUCGACAAUUUUUUAAUAAACGACAGUUCACUAUUUUUUCGCUCUAUAAUCAUGCUCCUUCCUAUACAAUUUCAGCGAACUUCAAAAUCAUGUACAACUUCAAGUUGUAAUUAACGUAAAACCUACAAGUUUCAUUAAAUAUUAUAAAGAUUGGAAAAAUAAAGUUAAAGGAAAAGAGAAAGCUUCGUCAUGCGGGAACAUAUAUGUGGUCUACCAAAGACAGAGGUGUCUCGUUUGGCCACUGCGGCUAGCGUGAAGGAUCUCGGUUGCAAGGAUGUGUGGAUGCACAUGUUCCAAAUUAAUGUCCACACUCCAAGAACAAAAAUGUUUAUGCAUAGUUUGGCAGCCGUGUCAGCAGAAAGAAGAAAACAUGCCAAUCUCAAACACUGGUGGAUCAUUCAUCCAUUCAGUUACUGGAGGUUCAUCUGGGACAGGUUCAUGACAGUGGUAUUCAUGAUCUCUUUCUUGACGAUUCCAUUCUCAGUUUGCUUCGUCAUAAUGUCCCAUGAUGAAAUUCGAUUGGAUCAAUUUAACAUUUUAAUCUACACAUUUUGUUGGCUAGACAUAAUUUCUAAUUGUAUCACUGGAUACAAUAAUAAAGUUAGCAUGUGUGUCGAGUUGGAACCAUUGAAGAUAUUCAGACAAUAUUUGCAGGCUAACCUCAUACCGGAUGUCCUUUCUUCCUUACCAUGGGACCACAUAACAUUACCAUGGCGGAAGAUUCCAGGACAAAGCUGUUUAAAAUCUAUCAUUCUGUUAAAUCUUCUGCCUCUAUUGAAGCUUUCGCGGUAUAACUAUGUUAAUAUGCAAAUCUUCGAACUGUUUACUUAUUUCGAAAUUAUGCAUUUUUAUUACGAAACAUUCAGCACAUUGAUGCUGGGCUUUUAUAUGAUGUUCUGGUCUUCUUGUCUUUGUUAUUUAAUACCAGUAUUAGAAUUACACCUUAUUAAUUAUUCUGCCAAUGAAUGCAAAGAAUGUUGGAUGAUAGGAUUGGACAGUGACACUAUACCAUUCAGAUUUCAAUAUGCACUUUUCAUCGUUGUGGAAAAAUUGGCAGCAAGUGGUUAUGGAAAAUAUGUACCAAAAGCAGAUGGGCACAUGAUAUUGAGUUGUUUCCUCAUGAUGAUAGGGCGAGUACUAGAAUGUUAUAUCAUAGUGAUGUUGGUCCACAUAAAAGCUGGCAGAAGGGCGUCGAAAUCAAAAUUUCAGGAAAUAAUGAAUCAAGUGAUUGCUUAUACGAUUCAGAAGCAAUUACCUUCACAUAUGAAGAAUCGUCUUCUUGCCUAUUAUUAUUAUCGUUUCAGGAACAGUUACUUUCGCGAAAAAUUGAUCUUACAAAACCUAUCAGAGCAAUUGCGGCAAGAGAUCGCGUUACAAUCGUGUCACCGCUUAGUCGAAAACGUGGCGAUUUUUAAAACUUUACCAAAGAAUGUUUUACGAUCGAUCGUGAGGAAUUUGAAGUUUGAACUUUAUUUACCGAAUGAUGUGAUCGUGAAAGCUGGUGCACAAGGGGACUGCAUGUUCUUUCUCUCUGCUGGAACUGUGGCUGUAUUGACACCAACUGGAAAAGAGAUCUGUCACUUGGAUGAUGGAGCUCAUUUUGGAGAGGUAGCGCUUUUGGUUCCUGACCAAAGAAGAGUGGCAAGCGUUAUUGCAAUUGAAGUAUGCGAGGUGUAUCGUCUCGAGCGUAAAGAUUUUCGAAAAUGUAUCGCCGUGCACACGGAAUUAUUCGCGAAAAUUGAGAAAAUCGCUACAGAGAGAAUCGAGAGGGCUGUGAUCAUUGAAGAACAGCACAAACGGUUCCUCAUGCGAAAUUCCGCGGAAGGUAAUGGACGCAGAACUGGAAUUGUUUAAUUAUAGAAACUUGAGCACCAUUUCCAAAUAUGUAUUCAGUAAUAAUAUAUCAUAGGAUAUUUAGUUGUUAAUUAAAUAAACGU
Molecule: messenger RNA, 2670 nt
Organism: Osmia lignaria (orchard mason bee)
Lineage: Eukaryota; Metazoa; Arthropoda; Insecta; Hymenoptera; Megachilidae
Product: potassium/sodium hyperpolarization-activated cyclic nucleotide-gated channel 1
Biological process (GO): regulation of membrane depolarization; sodium ion transmembrane transport; potassium ion transmembrane transport
Cellular component (GO): HCN channel complex
Molecular function (GO): voltage-gated potassium channel activity
Source: RefSeq, a predicted model, not a curated record